UUGUCUGUGAUUUGUCAAUCACUUCUAUUUCGUUUCAGCCGUCUGGUAAAACGGAACACAACAAAUUUCCAGAAAUUUUCGAAAUUUGCAGCAGCGAAAAUGGUUCAUGUGGUACAGAGCAAAGAGGAUUUUGAGCAGCAAUUGUCGAACGCUGGCGACAAACUAAUCGUUAUCGAUUUCUGUGCCAACUGGUGUGGACCAUGUAAAAUAAUCGCACCCAAAUUGGAAGAAUUGGCUGCCCAAUAUACGGAACGUGCCGUUGUGCUCAAGGUCAAUGUGGAUGAGAAUGAGGAGAUCACUUUGGAGUAUAAUAUAACCAGUAUGCCGACAUUUGUGUUUAUUAAAAAUGGUGAAGUACUCGAUAUAUUUGUCGGUGGCAAUUCCGAUAAAUUGGCCAAAUCGAUGGAGAAAUAUGUGGGCGAUGCCGAUGAACCCGAUGAAUUGCAACAACAACAACAACAAGUGGAUUCGGCAUCGGCAUCGGAUAGUGCCGUUAGUGGUAGUACAAUGGGUGAAAUCGAUGAGGAGCCUGGAAAUGGAAAUGUUGACGAUAUGACACGGGAAAUAUCGAUACCAAAUGCCAUCAACGAUGAGCGCGUUCUGGAGAACUAAAUUCAAUCAACGCAAAUCUAAUUACAUUUACAACUCUACACAUCAAAAGCCAGUACCUUUUAAAGAACCCAAAACAUAAGACUUUUCAUCAAUAAAAUGUUCAAUAUUUAGUGCCAAAAAUUGCCAUUAAACUUGACUUGUUGCCAACUUACAAUU
This is a messenger RNA of Drosophila innubila, 768 nucleotides long. Its product is annotated as thioredoxin-T. The coding region runs from base 100 to 612 and encodes 170 amino acids. Gene Ontology annotation, molecular function: protein-disulfide reductase activity. The transcript has 2 exons. The record is from RefSeq and is a predicted model, not a curated record. NCBI's taxonomy places the organism in Eukaryota, Metazoa, Arthropoda, Insecta, Diptera, Drosophilidae.